This is a messenger RNA of Rhizophagus irregularis DAOM 181602=DAOM 197198, 1584 nucleotides long. NCBI's taxonomy places the organism in Eukaryota, Fungi, Glomeromycota, Glomeromycetes, Glomerales, Glomeraceae. The record is from RefSeq and is a predicted model, not a curated record.
AUGUCACUUGAUAAUAUUGUUGAUGCUAUUCCUGAAGAGCCUAAUGAAUUAAGUGAGCAAGAGCGGGACAAUUUAUACAUAUAUCUUACUCGCAAUGAUACUAACUUAGAUAAUGUAGAAAAAUUACUUAAUCUCUGCAAGACAAAUAACGCUAAGCUUGUAUCUGUUUCUGAGCAACCUGGUGCCACUGGGAAUAAGCGACGAAAAAUAAGUGAUUUUGAAGGUGAUACUGGUGAUAAUGGGUCUCUUGCAAAAGCUUUUAUGAUGUUGGUAACAAAUUAUCCACCAUCUUCAUCCGGUGUUGAUACGAUGAUUUGUCCGGUAUCAUUUAUGCAGAUCUGCGAUUCUCUCAGUGAAAAACAAGUUAUUAGUGGUUCCGUUCACGAAUUUCGUGAUUAUCUAGGUAGAGAUGAUGUUUGGUACAUUGUGGAUGCUCGGAAGCCGAAGGAAUAUCGCGGAAAGACUAUUCUUAUCUUCACUCCAGGCGAAGAAAUUCUAGACUUAUGUAAUAAAUGGGUGGGAUUCCUCGUUAAUGCGAAUAUAAUGAGCUUUGUUGGUGAAACCACUCAAGGUAAUGAUAUUAGUCAUAGACUCGUCCAUAUCCGCACAAAUGUACCAGAAGAAGAAGAAGCAGAGGAAGGAAAAAACCUUCUAUAUCCCUUUACAUCGUCUACAUUACGGGGACCUUCUAAUAAACCUAGUGUGGUGCAGAAUGAUAAUGAAGGAGUACCCUAUUAUAGUCAAAUUAUUCUAGAGUUCGCAUCUGAUUACGUUGCUGAAGGUGUAAUAAACAGACUCUCGGAGAUUAACAAGCAAGUGUUGCUUGAUUUUGUGAAAACUAGUGUGGAUGAGACUGAAUGUCAUUCUUUAAAUGGUAAAGAUAGUAGUGAGUACGUUAUUAAUAUGCAAAAAGUCCAAAAACGGAAAAAUUAUUGUUCAGCAAUAUUGAUAAAAUCCAAGCCAAUAAAUACUGUAUUACCAACUCAAAUGAACAGCAAGCCCUUCAAUGCAUUUAUUUAUCCAACAUGUUUCUUCCAGACGACUAUCGCAAAAAAGAGCGGUUUAGAAAAAUAUAUUAAGGGAACAAGCGGUGAUAUUGAUCUUCACUUUGUCGUACCAAAAUUGAUAUUUUCAGAUUAUAAAAAGCAGCAUCUUCACACUGCCAAGGGAAUUGUUCUCCGAAAUAAACCGUCCUGGUUAGAUCGCUUCAAACAAUAUGUUAUUGAUGUUGAUCUAAAGCUUAAAGAUAUACAGUUUCAGUUUAUAUUCUCAUAUGACAUCUGGUAUCUUGCCUAUUCACCUCGUUCAUGGUUAAAGCUAACUAAUCUGGAAAUGAGUGAUAGCUUUUCAUUCCGAAAAAAAAUUAUUUCUGAGGAAAGGUAUACAGCUCAGGCAUUGGUUAAUAAAGAAGUUCGGAAACAACUUCCUGAUACUGUUAGCGAUGACGCACUUGAGAAGAAAAAAGAAAGGGCUCUGAAAAUUUUUGAGCUAUUCAAUUCUUGUUUAUUACUGGUUGUUGAUGAUCUUGAUGUUGAAACUGAUAACGACGAACUUGAGGUUGAUAAUGAAGAAAUUGACCUAUAA